Messenger RNA from Tauraco erythrolophus (red-crested turaco), 2147 nucleotides. Lineage: Eukaryota; Metazoa; Chordata; Aves; Musophagiformes; Musophagidae. The record is from RefSeq and is a predicted model, not a curated record.
AAGCAGCUCUCUCGACUACAGCGGAGCGUAAUUCUCUUCCUAUUCACCUUCUUGGCAGUCUGUGGAGUCAUUUCCUACACAAGCAUGGGGGAACCGUGGAAAAGUCUAACAAACAAAUCGUUGGACGAUCAGAGAACAGAACCAGAAAUUCCUAGAUUAAAGCUGGCAAAUCCGGCCGUUCUACCAGCACCCCAGAAAGCAGAUGCCAACCUUGGAGACUACCCAGAGCUUUCACCACAGAAGCCGCCAAAACCUCCUCAUAUUCGGCGUGGUCCUUCCAAUUUUCAGAUCAAACCACCGUGGAGGGACGGGAGGCUGAAGGCCCAGCGUGACACCAGUAGGGCUGUAGAAGAGCCGGUCCGGGCUGAUAAAGAGGAGAAAACGGAGAAAUCUGUUAUCAGCUGGAGAGGAGCAGUGAUAGAACCUGACCAAAGCACUGAACCUUCGUCUAGUAAAAUAAAGGAACUAGAAAAACCUUCAUCUGUGGAAGCUGAAGACCAGAAGGAACCAGUGCCCAUAACCGAGCGCCAGGCGGCUGUGAUAGAAGCGUUCCGCCACGCCUGGAAAGGAUACAAGGAUUUCGCCUGGGGCCACGAUGAGCUGAAGCCUUUGUCCAAGUCCUACAGCGAGUGGUUUGGACUGGGGCUUACCUUAAUUGAUGCCCUGGAUACCAUGUGGAUUUUAGGCUUAAAGGAAGAGUUUGAAGAAGCAAGAAAAUGGGUAGCAAACGAUUUAGUGUUUGAUAAAAAUGUGGAUGUGAACCUCUUUGAGAGCACCAUUCGUAUCCUGGGGGGAUUGCUGAGCACCUACCAUCUGUCUGGAGACAGCCUCUUCCUGGAAAAAGCUAAAGACAUUGGGAACAGGCUUAUGCCAGCAUUCAAGACCCCCUCCAAGAUACCGUAUUCUGAUGUCAACAUUGGCCGGGGCACUGCGCAUCCACCUCGCUGGACAUCUGACAGCACUGUGGCAGAGGUGACCAGUAUUCAGCUGGAGUUUAGGGAGCUCUCUCGUCUCACUGGAGAUGACAAAUUCCAGAAAGCUGUAGAUGAGGUGAUGAAGCACGUUCACACCCUCUCAGGGAAAAACGAUGGACUAGUGCCUAUGUUCAUAAACACCAACAGCGGGCAGUUCACUCACCUGGGUGUCUACACUCUGGGAGCCAGAGCUGACAGCUACUAUGAGUAUUUGCUCAAGCAAUGGAUUCAGGGUGGGAAAAAAGAAAACGAACUGUUGGAAGACUACAUGAGAGCCAUAGAAGGAGUGAAAAAGCAUCUUCUUCAGAGAUCACAACCCAAGAAGCUUACUUUUAUAGGAGAGCUCGCUCAUGGCCAUUUCAGUGCCAAGAUGGAUCACUUGGUUUGCUUUUUGCCUGGUACUUUGGCUCUGGGAGCUCACAAUGGGUUGACUGCUGACCAUAUGAAAUUGGCUGAAGCCCUUAUAGAAACCUGUUACCAGAUGUACGCUCAAGUAGAGACAGGCCUGAGUCCAGAGAUCGUCCACUUCAAUCUUCAUGCACAAAAGGGCCACAAAGAUGUGGAAAUCAAGCCUGCAGACAGGCACAACUUGCUGCGACCAGAAACUGUGGAAAGCCUUUUUUAUAUGUACAGAUUCACUGGUGAUAAGAAAUACCAAGACUGGGGCUGGGAAAUCUUGCAGAACUUCAAUAAAUACACACGGGUUCCUACAGGUGGUUAUACUUCCAUUAACAACGUCCAGAAUCCCAGUAAUCCAGAGCCACGAGAUAAGAUGGAGAGCUUCUUCCUUGGGGAAACACUCAAAUACAUGUUUCUGCUGUUUUCAGAUGACAUAGACUUAAUCAACCUUGACAAAUACGUAUUUAACACAGAAGCUCAUCCGCUCCCUAUCUGGGUGCCAGAAUAGACUGGGUGUCAGCAGACCUUCCAAUGGUGGCAUUUUUAUCUUCAAGUCACUUUACUUUUCAGGGUUUGAGGAGAGAUGCUAUAUUGCACCUUUUUGACUGAAAACAAACAAACAAAUCUUUUGGGAAAGCAUCUCUGAUUUGGAGAAGUCGUGUCAGUCUUAAAUCUAAUCCCUGGUUCUGGGAUGGACAAGCUGUGCUGUACUGAGCUGGUUUUCCUGGUAUUGGUGAUGAGGUUCAGAGAAUAAUUGUAGCGUGGACCAUGACA